This is a messenger RNA of Prunus avium (sweet cherry), 1176 nucleotides long. The record is from RefSeq and is a predicted model, not a curated record. Lineage: Eukaryota; Viridiplantae; Streptophyta; Magnoliopsida; Rosales; Rosaceae.
UUAGAUUCACUAACUGGCAGUAUAGGGAUAUCAAGCAUCUCCUCGAGGGCGAAACCUGUAGCUGCACCAGUUGCGUCCUCAACCCCUUCCAGUGGUGCUGUGACAGGAACUGUUACAUCAGAUGCUCACAAGACUGGUUCUAGGACUUUAGAUAAAGAUUCACUUCGAACUUUCAUAAGUAGUUCAAUGCCCUUUGGAACACCGUUGGAUUUGAGCUUCCCCAAUAUUAUUUCCAUUAAGGUUAAUGGCUUUUCACAAUCAGAUCUUCCUCCGGCAGACCUCAAGCAACCAGCAUGGAAACCUUACCUAUACAGAGGAAGGCAGAGAAUGCUAUUCUCAGUUCAUGAGACUGUCCACGCUGCUAUGUAUGACCGAGACGAGAUUCCAGAUAGUAUAUCAAUUUCUGGUCAAAUCAAUUGUCGAGCAGAAUUAGAAGGAUUGCCUGAUGUGUCCUUCCCCUUGAAAGAUCACAUUGAAGUUUUAUCAUUUCAUCCUUGUGCUCAAGUUCCAGAAAAAGGUAUUGAUAAGCAAGCUGUGAUGUUUUCACCACCAUUAGGCAAUUUUGUUCUAAUGCGUUACGAAGCAGUCUGUGAUCUUGGACCUCCCAUAAAGGGAUUUUACCAAUUGUCGAUGGUCUCUGAAGAUAAAGGUGAUUUCUUAUUCAAACUGCGGCUAAUGGAUGGUUACAAAUCUCCUCUCACUAUGGAGUUUUGUACUGUGACUAUGCCUUUUCCGACGAGAAGGGUUGUAUCUUUUGAUGGCACUCCAUCGGUUGGAAUAGUUUCCACUACAGACCAUUCUGUGGAAUGGAAGAUUGUAAUGGGUGGGAGGGGACUCACCAAAAGUAUUGAGGCAACCUUCUCUGGGAAAGUUCAGUUUGCACCAUGGAAACCUAAAAAAUUACCUCCUUCUAGUUCGGCCUUUGGAAGCAUAGCUGAUGAAGAUAGCGAUAUUGAGACCGAUGGGAACAAUAAUAGUAUGGUAAAUAUAGAUGAGUUCCUAAUGGAGAAAAUGAGUAAGGAUCUUCAGCCAGCUGAUUUGGAGGAGCCAUUUUGCUGGCAUGCAUACAAUUAUGCCAAGGUAUUUGCUUCCUUUUUGUUUUUCUCAUAUUUAGUUGGAGUUCGUGCAACCGAGAAUGAUGUCUUAUAAAAAAAAGUCUGUUGGCAAUUGGAAAUG